AUGUUCAAGCCAUUAGGCUUGUUGGCAAAGCUGCCUUGCCCUGAUCACGCCAAAGGUGAAUGUGAGGCCAACAGAGGCAUGUGUCCCUUUUCUCACAACCCGACUCCUGCCCCGGAAAGCAUCAGUGCGACACCAGCAGCAUCAUCCGGUCGAGUUGCGCUCCAAGGCGCCAUGCCUCUACGCACCAAUGCUGCAAAUGCACCCACUUCCUCGACAAGGGACUUGAAACGACCGGCACCCAGCUCCUCUACUGCAUCCACGAAAGCAAGCGUCAACUCCAACGAUUCUUCUGCAUCUGCACUACCCUUCAAGAAAGCCAAGAACGCCUAUUCAGCCAACAAGCUCCAUGCGUCACCUUCUUCUGUGAGCUCUGCUUCUACAUCCAAGACGGCAAGUGCCAGCAACGAGUGGUCUCUGGUCGGCCAUCAUCCACCCAAGAUCGGAUUCAAGGAUCACCCAGCUUCCGCCAAGAUACCACUCUCAGCUCGACAGAACGGCCUUCAAGCUCUCUUCAAUGGCUUCGUCUCGGCCUACGAGCCUAUUUUACAAAGUACGGAUCCUAUUGUAGCAGGAAUUGGUCAGAAGCUCUGCCGUGAUCAUGCACUAGCCCAAGAGCUCGAGCAUUUCGCCAAAGUAGACAAGCACACCUACAAGAACAGCUGUAUCACGCUGCUCACCAGUCUCAAAAAGCGAGAUAGGCAAGUACUCGAGCGCGCUGCAACUGCUGCAGCUAACGAGGCAAGAAAACAUCAAGGCAACCCCGAUCUGCACCAGAAGGUUAUGAGGGUGUUGUUCGACGAAUGUACCGAAACGGGUACUGUCUCUCAGGUAGACGCCAAGAGGAAAGCGGUGCACGAGAGGCAGACGGGGAAGCUGGACCGUGCCAGGCUUGAGAACGCUCACUUCGUUUGCCCAGUCGACCAGCUAGAAAAGUACGAGUAUACUGCCGUGAUUCCUCCAGAGUGGCAAAACGAAGGAAGCACUAAGCCGGACGCUGUAGGUGAAAUCAAAGAGUGCGAGCGCUGCGGCAAAAAGUACACCGUUGGAGGCGAACUGAACGAAGCGGGAACGGAGAGGAAGGGUCAGAACCCAAAAGAGUGCGGCUAUCAUUGGGGAAAACGACGCUACGAAAAGCAGAGUGGGACCAAGGGCCGUGUUCAGAUCUGGACAUGCUGUAACAAGGCGGUUGGAAGCAAUACGCUGGGCGACGACAGUUGCUGUUAUGGCCCGCACGUCUUCAAAGAGACGGCAGGACUCGAUUUACAUCGCAGAGAGGCUUUUAUCACGACCAAGGAGCUCAUCGAAUCGACCAGGAACGAGUCGAGCUUGACCGCACAACUCGACAUUGUAGCGCUCGAUUGCGAACUGAGCUAUACCACUGCUGGGCUCACAUUGACAAGAUUGACGCUGGUGGACGAGGAAGGCGAGAUGAUUCUGGACGAGCUAGUACGCACACGCACCGACAUUGUCGACUACAACACACGGUUUUCAGGUAUCACGCCGGAAGAGUACGAAGAAAAGGCCGUCUUUACGCUUGAGCAGGUGCGCAAGACCAUGGCGCAGUUUGUUGGUGAGAACACCAUCCUCGUCGGCCAUGGACUGGAGAACGAUUUGCGGGCCAUCCGAUUGGUGCACGACAAGGUAGUAGAUACGGUGAUGCUGUAUCCUCACGCUCGUGGCUUUCCAUUUCGAACAUCGUUGCGUGACCUCACGGCAAAAUAUCUGGGCAAGAUCAUUCAGAAUCAAACCAGUCUUGGCCACUCUUCGCUGGAGGACGCAAGGAUGUCGCUGGAGCUAGUGCGCUACAAGAUGGUCAACGACCCCACUUCACCCUUUGCCAGCCAGGAGACUCAUGACAACAGUGUCAAGGUAGCAAGAGCGACGGGUGUAGCUGUCCAAGGAGGUCUGUCCACAACAGGUCAAGGCGAGAGUCGAUCGACGCAAGCUCCUGUUCGCUCGAGUCUCUUCGGGGCAUCCUUGGCCAAUGACAGUGCACGUUCGAUCUUUCAAAAGUAG
This is a messenger RNA of Mycosarcoma maydis (corn smut), 2016 nucleotides long. RefSeq lists its product as uncharacterized. The record is from RefSeq and is a predicted model, not a curated record. The coding region runs from base 1 to 2016 and encodes 671 amino acids. Gene Ontology annotation, molecular function: nucleic acid binding; exonuclease activity; metal ion binding. Gene Ontology annotation, cellular component: nucleus. The transcript has a single exon. Lineage: Eukaryota; Fungi; Basidiomycota; Ustilaginomycetes; Ustilaginales.